Brassica napus (rape) is the source of this 1391-nucleotide messenger RNA. RefSeq lists its product as uncharacterized. Gene Ontology annotation, molecular function: phosphoprotein phosphatase activity. The record is from RefSeq and is a predicted model, not a curated record. The transcript is spliced from 7 exons. Bases 218 to 1165 code for a protein of 315 amino acids. NCBI's taxonomy places the organism in Eukaryota, Viridiplantae, Streptophyta, Magnoliopsida, Brassicales, Brassicaceae.
CAAACGGCAUCGAGCAGCUGUCGUUUUAAUCGUUGAGAAGUCUGAGAUCUCUUCGUCUUCCCAACCAAAUCUCAAAUCAAUAAUAACUCACAUAAACACUCUGUUUCCCUCCAGCUGCUUCUCCAACCAACAAGGUCAACUCUCCAAUUCUCUCUUCAAUUUCUCGAAUCCUUUGAUUCUUAACUGGUGAUUCAGCAGAUUCUGAGUUCCACGGAGGAUGAGAGCAAUUGAACAUCUUGUAGAGGAGGAAUCUGUGAUCAAGAAAGCGAGAAUGGUUGAUAACGUAGAAGAGGUUCCAGUGCUAUCCCAAAACGAACCUGUGGUGGUUGAUGGAAGCGGGAAUGGUCAAGUCACAGUUGUAGAAGAAGAGAAAGAGAAGAAGAUAGAGGAAGUUUCUGCUUCUCUGAGCUUGUCAGAGGAGGCUGAUGUUCAUGCAAAAAACACUGAAAAGGUUCCACCUUUGGAUCUAGAGAAGAACAACGAAGCUUCUGUUGUUACAAGGAGGAAGAAGCUUCUAGUUCUUGAUCUGAAUGGGUUGCUUGCAGACAUAGUUUCUCCUCUUGCAGAUUGUAAAGCUGAUAUCAACAUUGGAAGAAGAGCAAUUUUUAAAAGACCCUUUUGUGAAGAGUUCUUGAAGUUCUGCUUUGACAAGUUUGAAGUUGGUAUCUGGUCCUCUAGAAAGAAGAACAAUGUGGACAGAAUCACUGAGUUCUUGCUCGGAGAUAUGAAGAGGAGACUGUUGUUUUGCUGGGACAUGUCUUACUGUGCUACGACGACUCUUGGUUCACUUGAAAACAGACACAAAUACGUGGUGUUCAAGGAUCUAAACCAGCUCUGGGAGAAACACGACCCAAGACUUCCUUGGCAGAAGGGUGAUUACAACGAAUCUAACACGGUUUUGCUAGAUGAUUCUCCUUACAAGGCUUUGCUUAACCCUCCAUAUACAGCGAUAUUCCCACAAUCAUACAGCCAUCAGAACAAGUCAGACACAUCCUUAGGUAAUGGUGGUGAUCUGAGACUUCAUCUAGAGAAGUUAGUAGAAGCUGAAAACGUUCAAGAUUUCAUCAAGAAGAACCCUUUUGGGCAAGAAGCUAUUACUGAAGCUAGUGAGACUUGGGAGUUUUAUAGAGAGGCCACUCGUAUGCACACACAUAUACGCAUUUAGAAACCUCAUACGGUAGAAAAGUGAAGGAUUGUUGGAAGAUUUUUUUUCUAGGUGGUUGGUAAAACAAGCGAUAGAAAGAAAAAAAUAGUAACUGAAAGGAGCUUGAUGUUGUUGUUAUAGUUUUUUUUUUUUGGGUGUUUCAUUGUAGAGGUUGGAUACUACAAGUGAUCUGCUUACUUACCUGUAAUUUGUUUCUUAUAAGAUAAUUUGGUUUUGUUUUCAGAGA